GUUCCGGGCGCCCCGACACGACCGGGCACGGACUCAACGCGCCGGGGCUGGCUCGGCAGCAGCGGCACAGACGGCAUGGAGCCCGCACGGACCAUGGCAGAGCUCAUCAGCACCUCCGCCGACGCCUACCUGCGUGGGGGCAGCAUGGCACGGCGCCCGCGGAGCAGCCGGGCCUGGCGCUUCGUCCUGAGCGGGGUGCGGCGCGAGGCCGACGGCCGGGCCAGCGCGCGGGGCUGGGGCUACGACUCCGACGGCCAGCAGCACAGCGACUCGGAUUCGGAGCCAGAGUUCUCCUCCCUGUCUCCCUCCAUCCCAAGUGCCAUCCCUGUGACUGGAGAGUCCUACUGCAACUGUGAGAACCAGAGUGAAGCUCCCUACUGCUCCAGCCUGCACGCCCUGCACCGCGUCCGCGACUGCCGCUGCGGCGAGGAGGACGAGUAUUUUGACUGGGUGUGGGAUGACCUGAACAAGUCAACAGCCACGCUGCUGACGUGUGACAACCGCAAGGUGAACUUCCACAUGGAGUACAGCUGUGGCACGGCCGCCAUCCGUGGCAACAAGGAGCUGGCAGAGGGCCAGCACUUCUGGGAGAUCAAGAUGACCUCCCCGGUGUAUGGCACUGACAUGAUGGUGGGGAUUGGGACGUCGGACGUGAACCUGGACAAGUACCGCCACACCUUCUGCAGCCUGCUGGGCAAGGACGAGGACAGCUGGGGACUCUCCUACACAGGACUGCUGCACCACAAAGGGGACAAAACGAACUUCUCCUCGAGGUUUGGCCAAGGCUCCAUUAUUGGGGUGCAUUUGGACACGUGGCACGGAACACUCACGUUCUUCAAGAACCGCAAGUGCAUAGGGGUGGCAGCCACAAAGCUGCAGAACAAGAAGUUUUACCCCAUGGUGUGCUCGACGGCGGCCAAGAGCAGCAUGAAGGUGAUCCGGUCCUGCGCCAGCCGCACGUCCCUGCAGUACCUGUGCUGCUUCCGCCUGCGCCAGCUCCUGCCCGACUACGUGGACACGCUGGAGGUGCUGCCCCUGCCCCCAGGACUCAAGCAGGUGCUGCACAACAAACUGGGCUGGGUCUUGAGCAUGAACUAUAGCACGUCAAAGCCUUCCUCCUCCUCAUCCUCGGGGAGCGACUCGGACAGCUCGUGCGGCUCGGAUGCGGAGGCCUGCCAAAGGAAGAGGUGCAGGAGGACAUAAUGGCUCUGCACAGCACGUGGGUGAGGUUUGUUGUGUUGUCUGCAAGGGCCAGUCAAGCCUGAUGCACCUCUUCCUUCUGGGGACAUCCAUUUCUACCUGUUGGCAAAGAUUCUCCAGCGCUGUGCAAAUCGUUGGCCUUGACAUCCAUCACAGACAUUUAGAAGAGCUGCUGGCUCCAAGAGAUGCCAGUUCUGACACAAGAAAUUUGUGGUGAAAUAUCUGAGCUUCAUCUCCUGACUUGCUGUGGAAGCCAGCCCCUCUUCCCAAAGGAUCUCUCUUCUCCCUGUUGGCACAGGCAAUGUUUAAGAAACUGGACUUGAUGACAGGAGUUGGACUUGAUAAUCUUCAUGGCUCCCUUCCAGCUCAGGAUGGUCAGGCAGUCUCCUGGUUGGAGUGUGCUGGAUUCCAGUCAGAUACUGGACCUGACUCACUGAGACACAAUCCCAGGCCCAUCCUCUCCUCUCUGUGUGUGUAGGUUUGGUGUCUGCCAUCACCUCGUCCCGCUCUGGGGCACGAUGGAGCAGCAGCUGCAGGGAAAGGGCUCCCAGAGACCCUGCUGGGAGCAGGUCCAGGAGCUGAGCUGUGGCUGGUGUUCCUCGAGCCCCUGGGGACUUUUAAUUGCUUUGCAUGUUGGUUUCUGCUGCUUCUCCUCUGUCCAAGACUGUGUUAAACUGUAAUAAUAAAUGUAGAAGCUGUC
Messenger RNA from Haemorhous mexicanus (house finch), 1900 nucleotides. It is a transcript of the gene SPSB3, whose product is annotated as splA/ryanodine receptor domain and SOCS box containing 3. Gene Ontology annotation, biological process: proteasome-mediated ubiquitin-dependent protein catabolic process. Lineage: Eukaryota; Metazoa; Chordata; Aves; Passeriformes; Fringillidae. Gene Ontology annotation, molecular function: protein binding. The record is from RefSeq and is a predicted model, not a curated record. The coding region runs from base 76 to 1203 and encodes 375 amino acids. Gene Ontology annotation, cellular component: SCF ubiquitin ligase complex. The transcript has 7 exons.